AUGAUGGGUGGGAUAACUGUAAUGAUGGGUGGGAUAACUGUAAUGAUGGGUGGGAUAACUGUAAUGAUGGGUGGGAUAACUGUAAUGAUGGGUGGGAUAACUGUAAUGAUGGGUGGGAUAACUGUAAUGAUGGGUGGGAUAACUGUAAUGAUGGGUGGGAUAACUGUAAUGAUGGGUGGGAUAACUGUAAUGAUGGGUGGGAUAACUGUAAUGAUGGGUAACUGUAAUGAUGGGGGGGAUAACUGUAAUGAUGGGUGGGAUAACUGUAAUGAUGGGUGGGAUAACUGUAAUGAUGGGUGGGAUAACUGUAAUGAUGGGUGGGAUAACUGUAAUGAUGGGUGGGAUAACUGUAAUGAUGGGUGGGAUAACUGUAAUGAUGGGUGGGAUAACUGUAAUGAUGGGUGGGAUAACUGUAAUGAUGGGUGGGAUAACUGUAAUGAUGGGUGGGAUAACUGUAAUGAUGGGUGGGAUAACUUUCAUAACAGCAGUGUCAUUAUUGUAAAUUUGUGA
Molecule: messenger RNA, 510 nt
Organism: Brugia malayi
Lineage: Eukaryota; Metazoa; Nematoda; Chromadorea; Rhabditida; Onchocercidae
Exons: 2
Coding region: 1-510 (169 amino acids)
Source: RefSeq, a predicted model, not a curated record